This is a messenger RNA of Solea senegalensis (Senegalese sole), 2764 nucleotides long. RefSeq names its product galactosamine (N-acetyl)-6-sulfatase (gene galns). Gene Ontology annotation, molecular function: arylsulfatase activity; N-acetylgalactosamine-6-sulfatase activity. The transcript has 14 exons. NCBI's taxonomy places the organism in Eukaryota, Metazoa, Chordata, Actinopteri, Pleuronectiformes, Soleidae. The coding region runs from base 241 to 1809 and encodes 522 amino acids. The record is from RefSeq and is a predicted model, not a curated record.
UGUUUUCCCUUUAACGACGUUAUCAUGCGUUGUAAUUGUUCGGUAGUACUAUUUUGACAAAAUAACAAAAUAUAUAAAUGAAAUAACUCCGAAUUGAGUCAAGCGGACACACCGCAAAACCUGCUCCACUCUGUAUGCGCAAACAUUGAGCCUAAGACCCGCACGAAGACAAACAAACCACUUCCUUGAAGCAGUGGCUCGUCUCAUGUGACUGAGUGAAGUGGAUCUCUUCUGCGAGGGAUGGCUGCUCUAACUCUGCUCCUGCUGACUGCAAUAAUAUGUAGUUCGCUGACUGAAAACCCAUCGAAUGUUUCGCCUCCAAACAUCAUCAUCAUGCUCAUGGACGACAUGGGUUGGGGGGAUUUGGGGGUGUUUGGCCAGCCUUCUAAAGAAACCCCUAACCUGGACGCCAUGGCUGCUGAAGGAAUGCUAUUUCCAAACUUCUACACUGCCAACCCUCUCUGUUCCCCAUCCAGAGCUGCACUUCUCACCGGCAGGCUGCCUGUCAGAAACGGCUUCUACACCACUAAUGCCCACGCCCGCAACGCGUACACACCCCAGGAGAUAGUCGGAGGAAUCUCUGAGGAUGAGAUUCUGUUACCCCAGAUUCUGAAAAAAAGGGGAUAUGUCAGCAAGAUAGUUGGCAAGUGGCAUUUGGGCCACAGACCACAGUACCUUCCUCUGGAGAAUGGCUUCGAUGAAUGGUUCGGCGCACCAAACUGCCACUUUGGCCCUUACAGGAGCAACCACUCACGCCCCAACAUCCCCGUCUACAACAAUUCAGAGAUGGUCGGCAGAUACUAUGAGGAGUUUGUGAUUGACAGGGAAACGGGAGAGUCCAACUUCACGCAGAUGCUUUUGAAGGAAGGUCUUGAGUUCAUACAGCGUCAGACUAAGGCUCAGCGACCCUUCUUCCUCUACUGGGCAGCCGACUCCACUCACGCCCCCGUCUACGCCUCCAAAGGCUUCCUAGGAAAAAGCCAGCGAGGCCGGUAUGGAGAUGCGGUGAUGGAGCUGGAUGACAGUGUGGGUCACAUCCUGUCCUCGCUGCGCACUCUGGGAAUUGAGAAUAACACCUUUGUCUUCUUCACGUCAGACAACGGAGCGGCUUUAACAUCCGGCCCACACCAAAGUGGCAGCAAUGGGCCGUUCCUCUGCGGGAAGGAGACUACUUUUGAGGGCGGCAUGAGGGAGCCUGCCAUCGCCUGGUGGCCUGGACGCAUCACUAAAGGCACGGUGAGCUUCCAGUUGGCCAGUGUGAUGGACCUGUUCACCACCAGUUUGGCUCUGGCUGACAUCGGCCCUCCUGACAACAGAACCUUGGAUGGACUGGACCUCACACCAGUCCUGUUGAGCAGCUCCGACAAGGUCUUAGACAGGCCUAUCUUCUACUACCGUGGGAAUGAGAUGAUGGCUGUGAGGCUAGGACAGUACAAGGCGCACUACUGGACCUGGAGCAACUCCUGGAACGAGUUCAAAACAGGAAUCAACUUCUGUCCCGGUGAGGAAGUCCCGGGCGUGACCACUCACGAUCAGACGGAGCACACGCUGCAGCCAAUCCUCUUCCAUCUGGGACGGGAUCCCGGAGAGAAGUAUCCAAUCAGCGUUUUGUCUAAGGAGUACAGCGACGUGCUGAGCAGGAUCUCUGCAGUCGUGGAGCAGCAUAAGAACACGCUGGUGCCUGGUAUUCCACAGCUCAACAUGUGUGACAUGGCAGUGAUGAACUGGGCUCCAGCCGGAUGUGAGAAGUUAGGAAAGUGUCUCAAAGUGCCCAAGUCUGAGAGCUGGAAGUGCUCGUGGCCACACUGACACCAUCAAGCAAAAAGACUCUAAAAAAGAAAAAUACAGACACCCUGAUUAUUUAUUCUGCUAAGGAGGUGUUGUCAACUCAAAAGGUAAAGCACGUAUUUGGAUGGAGUUUGUUAGAUUUUGGUGGUGAUCUGGAUUUUUAACGGUGAGUUUUUGGACAUUUUUGUUACAUUACCUGUAUGAUACAGGUUUAUGUUACCGUGUUAUUUGAUUGAAAUCUGGGUAACAGUUACAGUUUGAGUGUAUUGACACUGUUGGAAAAGUUGAGGUUUGCUCUCUCUCUCUCCCCGAGUGCUUUCUCUCAUUUAACUCUCGUGGUAAAUUGCCCCUUUGUCUAUAUUGGACAGGAAUUUUUGUGGAAUGACAUGCCUUGACAUAAAAAUUGGCCUAUUAUUUAUGUUUUUUAUGAUUAUAACACAUUUCUUCACGUAUACAGUGUCAGAAUAAAUGUUUUUACAAUUUAGAAAAUCAACUCUGUAUGAGAUAGUAAGCCAAACCAAACAAAUUCAAUCCAAUUUUAAAACAUUUGAGUACUUUUCACUCAGGUAUACUUACAGCUAUACAUAGAACUAUAUAAGUAAACUUAGGUUGUGCUGAAAAAAGUGAUAUUAGACGAGAAUCUAGAUAUGAGUUUUAACAUAGUGAUGGAAAAAAAGGGGUUUAAUGGUUAUAAUGUAAACGAGGGCAUACAGGGUGAAUCCAUUUAGUUGCAACAAAAGGGCUUUGAGUACAAAUAACUUUUUACAGCUGUGAAUUUAAUGUUCUGGAAGAAACCUGCGACAAGUGUCGGUGCUUUCAAUCCAAAAACGUGAGCAUGUGAGGGAAAUGUUUUUGUAAAAUAUUAUUUCAAUCAUUAUCCGGCUGGAUUAUGGGAUUAAUUCAGCUUCAUUUGUAUUUGCAUACUUGAAAAACAGAUUUGGUUUGUCGGCUUUCUAUUAAAUUGUAUCAAAGUUUA